AUGGAAGAAGAAGAUUUCUAUUUUCCCGACACCGAUCUUGAUCUUAGCUUCACCUCCACCGUCACCGACCGUACAUUCGCCUCCUCGAGCGGUCGUUCAAGCCUCACCUUAAGCUUCAACGACAGACUUUCCACUUCCUCCGCCAUAACAACCUCUUCCACCUCCACCGUCAACCACCGUCGUCAAGAUCCUCACUGGUCAGCAAUCAAAUCGGCGAAACUUCUCUCAUCCGACGGAACCAUCCACCUCCGUCACCUGAAACUUAUACGCCACCUCGGCACCGGAAACCUAGGCCGAGUCUUCCUCUGCAACCUCCGUGGCGACUCCUCCGCAAGAUUUGCCCUAAAGGUCAUCGACCGGAAUAAUCUGACGACGGCCAAGAAGCUCUCUCAGGUCGAGACGGAGGCUGAGAUCCUCUCCUUGCUAGACCACCCUUUCCUCCCUACGCUCUACGCUCGUAUCGAUGAAUCUCACUACACGUGUCUCCUCAUUGAUUAUGCACCAAACGGAGACUUACAUUCCUUGAUACGCAAGCAACCUGGUAACCGUUUACCGAUUCAGCCGGUUAGGUUUUUCGCCGCCGAAGUUCUCGUUGCUUUAGAGUAUCUUCACGCAAUGGGAAUCGUGUACCGGGAUCUCAAACCGGAGAACGUUUUGCUACGUGAAGAUGGACACGUCAUGUUGUCAGAUUUCGAUCUUUGUUUUAAAUCCGACGUUGUACCCACUUUCAAAUCUCGCCGCUACCGGAGAACUUGUUCUUCUUCGCCUUCUCUUCGUCGUCGCAAGAGCGGUUGUUUCUCCGGGGAGAAAAAAUACGAGAGGGAGGAGAUCGUUGCGGAGUUUACGGCGGAGCCGGUGAGUGCGUUUUCACGUUCUUGCGUCGGAACACAUGAGUACCUUGCGCCGGAGUUAAUCUCCGUCAACGGACACGGAAGUGGAGUUGAUUGGUGGGCGUUCGGAAUAUUCCUUUACGAGUUGUUGUACGGAACGACACCGUUUAAAGGAGGUAGCAAAGAGCAAACCCUGCGCAAUAUAGCAUCGAGCGACAAGACCGUAAAUUUCCACGUGGACGACAGUGAUUCGGAGGAAGCGAGGGACUUGAUAGAGAAGCUUUUGGUUAAGGACCCGAGGAAGAGGCUAGGAUGCGCCAGGGGUGCGCAGGAUAUUAAACGUCAUGCGUUCUUCGAUGGGAUUAAGUGGCCGUUGAUUAGGCAUUAUAAACCACCGGAGGAAGUUAGAGGUCUUGUGGUUAAGAAGUCGACGAGAGCACAUGGUGGGCACGUGAUCGCCGUUUCACCGCGACUGAAGAAGUGGGUUUUGUGGAGGGCAUUGUGUAAUUUACUGCGCGGUAAAAGCUCUUAUGGUGGAAGUAAAAAUCAGAGCAAUAGUAAUUACUAUCAUUAUAUUGGCAAAAGCUACGCGAGUCGUAAACGCGUUUAA
This is a messenger RNA of Arabis nemorensis, 1440 nucleotides long. NCBI's taxonomy places the organism in Eukaryota, Viridiplantae, Streptophyta, Magnoliopsida, Brassicales, Brassicaceae. The record is from the annotation of a GenBank genome assembly.